Labrus mixtus (cuckoo wrasse) is the source of this 3875-nucleotide messenger RNA. RefSeq names its product mitochondrial elongation factor 1 (gene mief1). The transcript is spliced from 5 exons. Gene Ontology annotation, cellular component: mitochondrial outer membrane. Gene Ontology annotation, biological process: mitochondrion organization; positive regulation of mitochondrial fission. The record is from RefSeq and is a predicted model, not a curated record. Bases 149 to 1588 code for a protein of 479 amino acids. Lineage: Eukaryota; Metazoa; Chordata; Actinopteri; Labriformes; Labridae.
AGGCCUUGACGGGACCUGAAGAUAAGGAGGACGCUCUGAAGAGGGGCCAGUUCUUCCUCAACAGCAGAUUGGGUGGGCUUAUGUAGGGGCAAGGGGUCAUCUGGAGGUGGGUUAAAGGUCAACUGGAGGCGUAUCUCCCAGUGGCAGGAUGGCAGGGGUGAAUGGAGACCGUAAAGGGAAGAAAGAUGACAAUGGGAUCGGCACAGCAAUCGACUUCAUGCUCUCCAAUGCCAAGCUUGUGCUGGGUGUGGGCGGCGCAGCCAUGCUUGGCAUUGCAACCUUGGCUGUGAAAAGAAUGUAUGACCGUGCCAUAAGUGCACCCACCAGCCCCACCAAGAUGGAGCAGACGGGACAGAGAAGCUGGGAAGAGCCUGCCUGGAUGGGUUCAUCACCACGGGUACUCAACCAAAACAUGAAGUCCACAGUCAGCAGGUCCAUGCACUCUCUGCCCACUUCCUCCCAUGCUUUUGAACCAGACUGCCUGCGCAGGGCUGUGGGUCGAGCUGCUGUGGGAGGAAGUGGUGCCACUCAGUCGGACCUGCUGCGGGCCCGGAUGCGUCUGUCCCUGCAGGAACACCUGUGGGGGUUUUACCAAACUAAUGUCAACAUCCCUGCGGAGGAGCAGGCGACGGCCAGGCGCGCGGCACUGGACAUCUGUGCUGAACUCAGAGUGUUCCUUCAUGCCAAACUACCUGACAUGCCGCUCAGAGAGAUGUAUCUGAGUGGCAGUCUGUAUGACGACCUGCAGGUGGUGACAGCGGACCACGCUCAGCUCAUGGUGCCUCUUAUCCUGGAGAAGAACCUUUGGUCUUCCAUCCCAGGUGAGGACACCAUCAUGAACGUCCCGGGUUUCUGGCUCGUCCGCAGAGAGAAUUUGGAGUAUUUUCCUCGCAACAGCAGCUACUGGGACCGCUGCAUGGUUGGAGGUUACCUCUCGCCUAAAUCUGUCCUUGAAGUCUUUGACAAACUUGUAGCUGGCUCCAUAAACUGGCCGGCUAUAGGGAGCGUCCUCGACUACAUCAUCCGUCCCGUGGUCCCCUCAGAGACACUGACCCUGGAGGUGCAGUACGAGAAGAACCGGAAGCUGUAUGUGGACUUCUUGCCGUUACUCGUGAUGGAGGACGGGACCUCGCUGAUCGCGAAACCACAUCGGCUCGCAGCGGAGCGCCACGAGAACCUGUGGCGGCAGAGCUUCCGAGUGGCUGAGACGGCACGCCUCAGGGCGCUGGACCAGGAGGACGGAGGCUGCCGCUGCGCCUGCCUGAAGGUGGCGAAGGCCGUGUGCAAGCUCAACCCUGCCCUCAACACGCUCAAUGCAAGCCAGCUCACCAACGCCAUCUUGUUGCUGUGCGAAAAAGAAGGCGACUGGACGCAGGAAGCGCUGGCGGACCGCUUCCUUCAGCUGCUACGCUCACUAGUGGGACACCUUGAGGCUGGGAGGCUGCCAUGUGUCCUCAGCCCUAAAGUGAACUUGUUCUGUGAGCUGACUGAACAGGAGGUGGACGAGCUGGGGUACACGCUCUAUUGCGCCCUCUCAGAUCCUGAGGGGCUGCUGAGAACUGCUGCUGCAGAACCAGAACAUCCCUGACAACCUCAAACAGAAACAUAGCUUCAAAACAACACAGAAAUAUCAGACAGUUAUGUGGGCAUAGGGAUCAUCAUCAUGAGGUUCCUGGAAAAAAAAAAAAACAACUGCAUGGAAUCAUAUCUCCUUCAUCCUAAAAUGUGUCUUCACAAAAAAAAAAAAAAGAAAGGAAGCAAAUAUACACAGUAGCAGUUAUGUAAUGGUGAGAUCUGUAAAAGUCCUAACAUGAAAGCUGCUGUGGCGUGAUCAUAAUAAUACUAUUUUAAAUCUCAGAUGAAAGACGGCUGAUAACUGAAGCCAACGUAUUAAUGAGGUUGAAAGCAGAAUUGCUGUUUGGACGUUGUACAUCGGGUAUCGAAAUGGAAUCUGAGUACACUGUGCUUUAUAUUUGAGCCCUUUUUUUAAUCUGGGUUUUAGAAGACAGAGAUGUCUGAUGCAGGUAAAUGUUCUUCACUCUUGUUUUUUCUUUUUUCAUCUGUGUCUGUGCCACUGUGUGAAGGGUAAGAAUGUAACGUUGAUUGUGUGUAUGCCAACCAAAAAGCUAAUAAAUUGUUAAUCAGCCCGAAUGACUCGGCAUCCUCUGGAGUCCGUAGUCGGGCUACAGUGUGACAGAGAUCUGUAUAGAAUCAAGGUUUGGUGAGAUAACUUCAUUAAUAACAGUGGCUGCGGUUCAAGAGGUAUGCUUUACAUUUCCCCAGGGUUGUGUGAAAACAAACACAAGGCUGCGCUAUGACUGUUUGCAGCGUGCAUGUGUUACCUUGUCUAGAACUCAAAACAGGAAUAUAUGUUUUCUGUUUAUAAAAUUUCCAACUCGCGCUGUUCAGUUACUCUGAUGCAGUGUUGGAUGAACAUCCAGGGACAGUCAUUUAUGUGAAUGUGACAUUUGAGUCAUGAAAUCAGAACAAAACAGCAUCAUCAUGUGAUGUUUUUUGUUGGUUAUUUUGGUCAACAAAAUGUUUCCAUACGACUCUAAAACAGAGCUCCCCUUUGUUACGAACAGAACGCUCCUUCAGUCUCACAUUCAUUGCUUUGAUACCAAGCUCUGAUAAGCUUUACUUUUUCAUGUUUAUCUCUUACGACCUCCAUCUUGGGUUACUUUGCGCUGUCAAAAUGUCAAGGUACAACGGCUUAUGCUUAAUGAACUUUGUCAAAAUGCUUUGGUUUACUGGUUUUUUUGCUUUAAUUCAGAUUCCUGUUCAGUUCCCUUUUUAGGUUUCUGCAGACAUCUUCACUGUUUGCAGAACACUUUACCUGGAUCUUCGAAGAAGGAUUUGUGCAUCUGGGGAAUCCUCCUCAGUAUGACUUCUUUUACCUCUGUAGUUUGAUGUCUCUGUGGACACUCUUUAAGUCCCCAUUUAACCCUGAUUACCUUUUAGGUGCCAACCUGGCUCAGCCUGUCUGGAGUCGGUUGCCAGACACGUAUUAGUGCAGUACACUGGCUCGUUAUUGGUCAGUCAUCGUCCUAACAUCACCUGACCAGGAUUUAGAUGCGACCAGUAUUCUAAUAGAUUACAGGUGCUAAUCUCUUUUAGGUGUGAUGGGAUCAGGAUGGAUCUAUACACAUAUCCUGAGUAAAAUAAAGCAGCUUUGUUAGCCGAGGUGUCAGACCACUAUCGUAGCCGUGUAGGGGACGAAGCCGUCACACUUAAAAGGGGAAUAUUAUAACUACCCAAAACAUGCUGUCCAAAAUAAUCACAUUGUGGCGUUUUGUUCUCACUUUUAGCCUUAGAACAAAGGAAAAACAAAUGCAGUGAUAGGGAGCAGGUGUGCCCUCGAUUCCAAACCUACCGUUUGUAUUGUGUACAAAAUGGCGGGAUUUGGGUUGUCUAUAGUUCUUUUCUGUUGUGCUUUCAGUCGAUAAUCUUAAAAAACAGGUACAUAUUUUUGUAUUUAUUGUACAUUUGUAACUGAGAAGAGCCAAAUAUUUAUUUGCAACGAUUCAAUCCCACAUGUAAAGCAACACUCACUGUGCUUCAUUGUGUGUUUCGUUCUGGAAGUAUUGAUACGAGAUGAAUCCACGAGAGGUAGUGCUUAUUGUCUUCAUCAUUGCAGACCUAUUUUAUGCUACAAAUGACUACCGUGCUAAAAGAAGGGGACUCAAUGUAACACUUUUGUAAUGUUAUUUGUCAAACAAACCCAAAGUAGAUCACUACCUCUACCUUGUGGAGGGUGUAUUGGCCAUACGCUGUGUUGCAUGAUCUGUAUAUUACCCCAGCUUUCUCUUUUUAGUUCAGCUCUGGAGUUGAAUGGUGCAGCACUUUGUAUACUUCAAUAAAUGUUAAAAACAGUA